Molecule: messenger RNA, 2328 nt
Organism: Trematomus bernacchii (emerald rockcod)
Lineage: Eukaryota; Metazoa; Chordata; Actinopteri; Perciformes; Nototheniidae
Product: BTB/POZ domain-containing protein 1-like
Exons: 8
Coding region: 200-1684 (494 amino acids)
Biological process (GO): neurogenesis
Cellular component (GO): cytosol; P-body
Molecular function (GO): protein binding
Source: RefSeq, a predicted model, not a curated record
UGUUUUGAAGGAAGUGUGCGUCUGCGUCAUUUCUGGAGAGACGCAAGCUAGCAGAGCUAAACAUCAAAGAACGAUGGCGUCCACCGCAGUGGAUACCACGUAAAUACAUAACGACCCAAACGGUACGGUCGGUGUAUUUUCGUCUGUCGUUGCCGGUGCUUAGUAGGAGUAGAGAUAGAAAAAAUAGUAACGUGUCGUUAUGGCGACCGGGAGCGGGAGCGGCAGCAGCGUCGGCUUAGCGUCAAACCAUGACGGUCAAGAGGCAGCAUCAAACUCGGUUCAGUCUGGAGCUGCAUCGGUGCCUUCCAACGCGCCUGUCCCCGGUGCUGCCCCCGGUGCUGCCCGGUCUGCCUCCCCGCCUGAGCUCGGCCUUCAGCGGGAGCCCAUGUACAACUGGCAGGCGACGAAGAGCUCCCUGAAGGAGCGCUUCGCCUUCCUCUUCAACAACGAGCUGCUCAGCGACGUCAGGUUCAUCGUGGGGAAAGGCAGGCAGGCCCAGAGGAUACCGGCCCAUAAAUUCGUCCUGGCCGCCGGCAGCGCCGUUUUUGAUGCCAUGUUCAACGGGGGCAUGGCCACAACCUCGGCGGAAAUAGAGCUGCCCGAUGUGGAACCAGCAGCCUUUCUCGCCUUGCUCAGGUUCUUGUAUUCUGACGAGGUCCACAUUGGUCCGGAGACUGUGAUGACGACCCUGUAUACGGCUAAGAAGUACGCCGUCCCCGCCCUGGAGAGUCACUGUGUGGACUUCCUCACCAAGCACCUCCGAGCUGACAACGCCUUCAUGCUGCUUGCUCAGGCAAGGUUAUUUGAUGAGCCUCAACUUGCCAGUCUCUGCUUGGACACCAUAGACAAAAGCACUGCGGACGCAAUAAACGCAGAGAGCUUUACAGAUAUCGACCUCGACACCUUAUGUGCAGUGCUCCAAAGAGACACACUCAGCAUCAGGGAGAACCGCUUGUUUGGGGCGGUAGUCCGGUGGGCCGAGGCCGAGUGUUACAGACAACAGCUUCCCCCGACCUCGGAGAACAAACAGAAGGUUCUGGGCAAAGCUGUCCCGCUCAUACGCUUCCCGCUUAUGACUGUUGAGGAGUUCGCUGCAGGGCCUGCCCAGUCUGGAAUAUUGUUCGAUCGGGAGGUGGUAAAUCUGUUUUUACACUUUACAGUAAACCCCAAACCAAGGGUCGACUACAUCGACAGGCCCCGCUGCUGCCUCAGGGGCGAGGAGUGCAGCAUUAAUAGAUUCCAGCAGGUUGAGAGUCGAUGGGGGUACAGUGGUACCAGCGACAGAAUCAGAUUCAAUGUUAAUAAAAGAAUAUCCAUAGUGGGUUUUGGCCUGUAUGGUUCAAUACAUGGACCCACUGACUAUCAGGUCAACAUACAGAUCUUAGAGAGCGACAAGCGCAUUACUCUGGGGCAGAACGACACAGGUUUCAACUGUGACGGCACGGCAAACACGUUCAGAGUGAUGUUCAAAGAGCCUGUGGAAAUCCUACCCAAUGUCAGCUACACUGCAUGUGCCACCUUAAAGGGCCCGGACUCCCAUUACGGCACAAAAGGGUUGAAAAAAGUGCAACGGGAAACAGCAACGGGGACCAAGACAACGUUUUUAUUUUUUAGCUCACCAGGAAAUAACAACGGUACAUCAGUGGAGGACGGGCAGAUACCAGAGAUCAUCUACUACACCUAGACUUAACACAUUGCCACGCAGGUACAUUGAAGCGGGAGACCUCAGACUGCUGGGAAGACUAGACUGCUGGAGAUAAACGUAGUGCCUCAAGAUCCCGUGGAAUAAAGAAUGUGUGUGUUUGAGAGUGUGUGUGUACAUAUGCUGAAUCUGUCUAUACAAAAGUGGUGUACGGACAACAUCAACAAUGUGGAAGUAAGCAGAGAUGUCUGGGGCAAAAAGCUUUUCGGGCAUAAACUGUAUCAUCAGUUGUAAAUGAUCUUAAUACUGAUGUCUUGUCUGUGUUUUUAUCAUUGAGCUGCUGUGCAGGAGUUAAUCCUGAACUAGUGAAACUAGAGACAGCUACCAUUUGUUGGUCGGCACCAUUUCAUUUUCAUUUCUCAGUUUAUGCUGAUGCAUUUACCAGAAGUAUGAUAUUUGCAUAUUUUUUAUUGUGCACUGUGAUCAUUUAUUCAGCAGGUGUCUUCAAGUACUUUGUUUUUGCAUUGUAUUAAGGAUACAUGUGUGUUGUGUAACUGCGCCAGUGGUACAUGCUGUAAUUUAUGACUUUGUUUGCUUAGCACUUCAUUAAGAUGUAAAACAAGGACACUUGCGAAUUUUAAUAGUGAAAAAAAGGUCUUUUUGGCAAUAAAAUGUGGUGAACCAAA